Messenger RNA from Punctularia strigosozonata HHB-11173 SS5, 330 nucleotides. RefSeq lists its product as uncharacterized. Lineage: Eukaryota; Fungi; Basidiomycota; Agaricomycetes; Corticiales; Punctulariaceae. The coding region runs from base 1 to 330 and encodes 109 amino acids. The record is from RefSeq and is a predicted model, not a curated record. The transcript is spliced from 3 exons.
AUGGAGUACGUGCGAGACAAACAGCAGGAGCAGCAGAUGGAACAGGAUGUCUGGAACCAAUGGGACGUGGAGAUGCGGGCCUCUUGGGAGUUAGAGUACGAAGUGCGGAUGCGGGUACUCCACAAGGAGUGGGAGUACUACCAGAUGCAGGCAGCUCUGUCAUUCAAGGAUAAGGGCAAGGGGCUGCUUGAGCUCAGCACGAAGAUCCCCGAUUACCAAUCAAAGGUCGCUAAGCCGAUGGAUAUCUACCCCAUGCCAGCGGUGUCCUUGAUCGGUGUCAAGAGCAUGCUCAACGACCAGAUGCAAGAUACUCAAGAUUACGAUCAGUGA